Molecule: messenger RNA, 4123 nt
Organism: Antechinus flavipes (yellow-footed antechinus)
Lineage: Eukaryota; Metazoa; Chordata; Mammalia; Dasyuromorphia; Dasyuridae
Gene: LRRC1
Product: leucine rich repeat containing 1
Exons: 14
Coding region: 324-1898 (524 amino acids)
Biological process (GO): neurotransmitter receptor transport, endosome to postsynaptic membrane; neurotransmitter receptor transport postsynaptic membrane to endosome
Cellular component (GO): adherens junction; postsynaptic membrane; postsynaptic density
Molecular function (GO): protein binding
Source: RefSeq, a predicted model, not a curated record
UGCAGGCGCCUGAGGUUGCUGGGAGCGCUUCCUGACCUCCCAGCCCUCUAGUCAGCCGAGACGAAGAAGGAGGGAAAGGAGGAGAACUACUGAGGGAAGAGCCUGCGUGGCCGGAGCUCACUGAGAGGGCAGGAGCAGCAGGAGCAGCAGCAGCAGCAGCAGCAGCAGUAGUAGUAGUAGUAGUGAGGCAGGAGGAGGGGGGGCAUCAGAAACUCGAGAAGCAGACCGGGGAGGCGCGCUCUGCCCGGGACCCGCGGCAGCUUCGGGGCGGCGGCGGCGGCCGCAGCUGCUGCUGCUGCUGCUGUUGUUUCCGUGCUGCUGCGAUGUUUCACUGCAUCCCCCUGUGGCGGUGUAACCGUCAUGUGGAAACCAUCGAUAAGCGCCACUGCUCCCUAGUCUACGUCCCGGAGGAGAUCUACCGCUACACUCGCAGCCUGGAGGAACUGCUCUUAGACGCCAACCAACUCCGCGAACUGCCCGAGCAAUUUUUUCAGCUAGUGAAAUUACGGAAACUUGGACUUAGUGAUAAUGAAAUUCAGAGGCUCCCUCCAGAAAUUGCUAACUUCAUGCAGCUAGUGGAGCUGGAUAUAUCUCGAAAUGAUAUUCCUGAAAUUCCAGAAAGUAUCUCAUUCUGCAAAGCACUUCAGAGAGCUGACUUCAGUGGAAAUCCAUUGACUAGGUUACCAGAAAGCUUUCCUGAAUUACAGAAUCUAACAUGUCUAUCUGUAAAUGACAUCUCACUCCAGUCCCUACCUGAAAACAUUGGCAACCUUUAUAACCUGGCUUCACUGGAACUAAGAGAGAAUCUACUUACAUAUUUGCCUGAAUCUCUCACCCAGCUACAGAGACUAAAGGAACUUGAUUUAGGAAACAAUGAAAUCUACCAUUUGCCAGAAACAAUUGGAGCACUCUUACACCUUGAGGAUCUCUGGUUGGAUGGAAAUCAGCUGGCUGAGUUGCCUCAGGAAAUAGGAAACUUGAAAAACCUGCUGUGUUUGGAUGUCUCGGAAAAUAAACUGGAAAGACUUCCUGAAGAAAUCAGUGGUCUAGCUUCCCUAACAGAUUUAGUCAUUUCUCACAAUUUACUGGAUGUUCUACCUGAUGGCAUAGGAAAGUUAAAGAAACUGUCCAUCUUAAAGAUUGAUCAGAAUAGACUCGUGCAGCUAACAGAAGCAAUUGGAGAAUGCGAAAGUCUUACUGAACUUGUUCUGACUGAAAAUCAACUUCUGACAUUGCCCAAAAGCAUUGGAAAACUAAAGAAGUUGAGCAACUUGAAUGCAGACAGAAACAAAUUAGUGUCCUUACCAAAAGAGAUUGGUGGGUGUUGCAGUCUCACCGUUUUCUCUGUGCGUGACAACAGAUUAACUCGAAUACCCUCCGAAGUUUCACAAGCAAGUGAACUUCAUGUCCUAGAUGUCGCUGGAAAUAGAUUACUACAUCUGCCUUUAUCCCUGACUAACUUGAAGUUGAAGGCUUUGUGGCUGUCUGACAACCAAUCCCAACCUCUGCUUACGUUCCAGCCAGACACAGACUACGAAACAGGCGAAAAGAUUUUAACUUGUGUUUUGCUUCCUCAAUUGCCUUUUGAACCUAGUUGUCAAGAGAAUUUGACCCGCUGUGGGGCACUGGAAAGCUUAGUCAAUGAAAUGUCAGAUGAAACGUGGAAUGAACGGGCAGGCAACAGGGUCAGUGCAAUCCGAUUUUUAGAAGAUGAAAGAGAUGAAGAAGAUAAUGAAAUGAGAACACUCCUAAGACGAGCCACUCCACACCCAGGAGAGUUAAAAAGUAUGAAAAAGACAGUGGAGAACUUACGGAAUGAUAUGAAUGCUGCUAAAGGACUGGAUUCGAACAAAAAUGAGGUCAAUAAUACCUUUGACAGAGUGACCACUUCUGUGUAGAGCUUCACCUCCAAGUUCUUACCUCCUGUGUCUUCCCCUGCUGUUGAAAUGGUCCUGUCUUCCAAGGAAUCUCAUCCAGCCCUUUGUCUUAACCAGAUCCUGACCCAUCAUCUCCUUGUAUCGCCUAUUGGAGGGUGCUGCUAUCUUGAAGGAAGUGCCUUAUACUAACUAGUUGUGGCACCAGUAAUCUCCAGAUAAUAUAUUUUUAAUGGAUUUUUGGUCACUUUUAAUGAGUAGAAUACACUACUGUACAACUUUACUUGUCCUUGUUGUCCUAUGUUGGAAGAAGGAGAGAUUUUGAUCCUCUUCCCUACAGUGCUGGGAUAUUUUAGACCCAGGUAUACUGGGUCCUACUGACAAGAGAUAUAGUUUUAUGUGAAAAAAUACUUUUUUAAACAUUUUUGGCAGCUCAGAUGGUGUAAAUUUUAAAAUUUUGUAUAGGUAUUUCAUAAGAAAAUUAUGUAUUUCUUUUUUGCUGUUGUUUUAUCUGGAAAACGGUACAUAUUUUACUAUCUGUGGGGGGGAAAAGACAGUCCUGAAGUAUUCAUUUGUAUUUGUACCACCCAGUUGUGCCUUAAUGUGUGUCCUGUUGUAUGUCAAACCAGUGCUGAAAAAUGGUAUCCCUAAGCAGUAAGAUUACGGAGGGGAUGUGCUUUUUUAGCCAUGUGUGUCUUAAAUUAGUGGUCAACUUGGUUUUUGUUUUUUGUUUUUUUAAACCAACAACAGGAUGGGAACUAUCAAAAGGGCCUCCUGAGUUGUACAUGGUAAUAUCUGUUUGAUUACCUGAGAGAUACAUCUGCAGAACUAAACUUCUUCUAUAUGAUUACUUACAAAUUUUAAAACUUUAAAUGAAGAAAAUGUCUUAAUUGUUCUAAUGGUGUGGGUUUGCUCCCUCUGGUGAGGUUUGUACCCUUUGUGCAAAAAAGAAUGCAACACAAAGCAUGGUAGGAGACUGAUUCAGAGUACAUUAGGAGAACAAGUAAAUGUACCACCUGAUGCUAUUGAAAAUGGCUUUAGAGGUUUUAUAUCCAGAUAUAAAACCAUAAUAAAGCAGAAACCUUAUAAAUAUACAAGAGCACCAUCAGCGUCAUUAUGAGUGCAAUUUAAUUUGAAAAUCAACUUUGUUGGGAAGAGUUACAAAAUGCUGUAGUCACAUUUUGGCAUAGGCAGAGGUGGGGAAGGAGUGUGUGUGUGUGUGGGUGUGUGUGUGGGUGUACGUGAGCGGGCAAGUGCAUGUGCUAUGUACUUUUAUCUGUUAAUUUCUAUAAGAGGUAUAUAGGUAAUGAGUAUUUUGGCCACAACAAUUUGUAAAGUGGCUUAAACAAGAAGUUGUGAUGUAUAUCACUCACCUUGAUGAAAUCUUGCCUAGCCUUUUGGAAGAAUUGAAGAGUGUUUUUUUUUUUUUUGUUUUUUUUUUGUUUUUGUGGGCGUGGGGGUUGGAGAGAGCAAGGAGCAAAUAAUAUGGACUAAAAUUAAGAUUAAGAAAAUGAAUGCUGCAAAUUGCUAAAAGAGGUCAGCAGAAUCAAGUCAUCUAAUGAAGUCAACUCAUCCUGGACAAUGGUACCCAAGACUUGCGUGAAUAGAUUAAGAUGUGUUUUAUAGUGGGCAGCAGUUUUCUCACUGAAUCUUUAUUUCGUUUUGUUCCUAUCAAAAGCCAUUUUCACUACUUAAGUUGCAUCUAGUUUUGAGUUAGGCACCUUUGGGAGUUGAACUAUUACUCUCAGGUGGUCAAAUCAGCACCAGUUAAUGCUCAUGUGCAUUAGCACAAUCUCUGGGUGGUAGGGACAUGUGACUUCAGCUUUUUAUUGGACUAACUGAUCUACAUGAAUUCUAAUUCUGGAGUCUUUAGCAACUAAUCAGAAAAAAUAAUUUUCUUACUAUAAAUUUCCUCAGUUAAUCUAUUCUUAUAAAGUUCUUUAAAAAACCAACUAGGUAUUUGUUGAAUUUCAUAUACUCUGCCAAAGAGGUUACAGGCCAUUUUCCUCUUGGAAAUGGUUUGGAACAUCUGCAGUUUUGUGCAUCAUGUCAUCCUAUAGUUGUUUCCACUUUUGGUUAGAUGCAAGUGAACAGCUUGUUUUUUGGUUCAUAUGAUUUUAAAUCUGCAAGAAUGUUGUCAUGAGUAUGUUGUUUUUCAUCAGCUGAUCAAUUUAUUUAAAAAGAAAAAUAAUUUUGAUUCCAAAGGUAUUUUGUUUGUUUUGUUUUUUAAUAAAAAAAAACUCUCUCUA